UGUAGUCUCUCCCGCCGUGGACGCCUAUUGGCGAAGACGCAGUGGGGGGACUACAGUUCCCGUAGUGCUUUGCGACAGGGGGCGGGCGGUGGCUUUAAUAGUAGAUACUAAACUUGAAUGCAGCGGCGGGAAGGGGGGAUUUGUAGCGAUCGCGGAGGGGGAUGAGCGAUACGGUGUAAAGCGGCUGCGGUGUAUCGAUCAGCGGAGGUGUUGCCAUGCCUACCAGGGGCAUCAAGAGAAAGUUCCCAGAUUGGGAGGAGUCUGUGCUGGACGGACAUCUGUCCUUUCAGACGGACAGCUACUCCUUCUUUCGCCAGUCCUUACUGAACAUGUCUCUUGAGAAGUUCAACAAGGGUCGUAUGAUGAUAGAGCCUAGUUUGCGACGCUACGUUCUCAUCGCCAACACCUUGAGAGUCAUCCAGGAGGAGAUCCGCCAUGAAAAUCCAUGUGCUGUCCCCAACUUAGAAGGCGUUAUGUCUGGCGUAUGUGAUCCAUUGUCCGGGAAUGUCGUAGCUCCUGUUCUUCCUCAAGAUCUGGAGAACGUCGUCCUGCCUUCUAUGGAAGACGACUUCUCUGUGACUGCCACCAUUGCUUCCAUUUUAAAAGAACUGGAAAGUGUUUUAGAUGAAAGUUGCCCUCAAAACCUUCAGCCACGUUUGAGCAUGCAGGAACCCGAGAACAAGCAUGAGUCCUCCAAUAAUGUUGGUUCUAGAGUACCUCAAUCUGAUCAUCCACCAUGUGAUCGUGAGGCAGCUGUGAAGGGCGCGGUGUUCAGCGCUGAACCUAGGUCCUUAAGAGACACUGGGGAAAUUGAGUUAAUAAGAGAACUGGUGCUGGCGGCAUCCUGUGCCGAAACCUCAGAACCCAUGGACACUUCUUUAAUGGGGCAAGUGCCUGCUGUCUCCUCACCUAUGGACACUAGCGGCACCCAAGAAGUAAAUUCACAGGCUUCCACUAUACAGAGUCCCCCAUCUGUCCCUCCCGAGGAGCUCAAGGCUUCGGAGGCUGUCUUUGGUAGUUUUGAAAUAAUGAAUUCCAGUUACCUGAACGAUGUCUCCUUUGAUGACCCUUUUUCAGACAUAGACACCUCCGUUUUUGAGAAGGAGACCUCUUUGACUGGGACGGCCCCAAGCAGCCGGUUAUCCUCUUCAGAAGACCUCUUGUUUCCUUCCUCGUGUAAUUCUGUAUCCUACAACUCCAGUCAAGGACUUAGGGAGCCAAAUGACCUAGACAACAUCAUCGGAAUCCUCGUUGGUUCCUGACGUCUUGGCUCUGUAGUAGAACAGUAUGAAAUGGUGUCUCGUUUAAGAACGGGAAGGACUCCGAGAAUACGCGACUUUUGCACAUAGACCAUCCUUUGCUGGUUCUCUUUCGUUACAUGCAAAUACAGUGCCUCCGACCAGUAGCAAAGGGUGUUACACGUUUACAGAAGCGAUGCAGUAAUAUAUAUAUUCGCCUCCAUCAGGCUUGCCAUGGAUGAUCAUAUGCUGCAUAUUGCCUCUUAUUAUUAUUAUUUUUCCUAUUUUAUAUCUUGUCUUAAUACCGUAAUGUAUUAUAGGGGUGGACUGGGCUCAUUGCCCCCAAGGGCAGUCAAUUCACCUUGUCUUCCGUGAAGAUUUGUAUUUUUAUGUAACUGGUUUUAAUCUUUAAGACUUUGGUGCUGUGGCAGAUCCAAUGUAUAGGACACAGUCACAAAAUGUUGUACUGGAGAAUUGGGGUGGUCAUAGGA
Messenger RNA from Hyla sarda, 1729 nucleotides. Its product is annotated as cell division cycle-associated protein 4-like. The coding region runs from base 216 to 1262 and encodes 348 amino acids. The record is from RefSeq and is a predicted model, not a curated record. Gene Ontology annotation, cellular component: nucleus. The transcript has 2 exons. NCBI's taxonomy places the organism in Eukaryota, Metazoa, Chordata, Amphibia, Anura, Hylidae. Gene Ontology annotation, molecular function: transcription regulator activity.